Molecule: messenger RNA, 7109 nt
Organism: Arvicola amphibius (Eurasian water vole)
Lineage: Eukaryota; Metazoa; Chordata; Mammalia; Rodentia; Cricetidae
Gene: Vwa8
Product: von Willebrand factor A domain containing 8
Exons: 46
Coding region: 106-6105 (1999 amino acids)
Cellular component (GO): cytoplasm
Molecular function (GO): ATP binding; ATP hydrolysis activity
Source: RefSeq, a predicted model, not a curated record
CUCCCAGCCGCUUCCUGUCCUGCUCGCCGCACCGCCUCCUGCAGUGUCCCGGGACGGCGCCGGGCCCCGUAGUCCCCGGAGGUACCCCGUGGUGCCAGCUGCACCAUGCAGUCCCGCCUCCUCCUCCUCGGGGUCCCGGGCGGCUUCGGCGACGUGGCCUCGCGGCGCGUGCUACUGCUCCUGCGGCAGGUGGUACGGGGCAGGCCCGGUGGGGACCGGCAGCGACUGGAGGUCAGACUGAUGCACGCCUCCGCCGGGGUGACAGACUCAGGUGAUACAGUUAAUAUUGGAGAUGUGUCCUACAAGCUGAAAACACCCAAGAACCCGGAACUUGUCCCACAGAACUACAUUUCAGAAUCUCCGGCUCAGUCCAUAGUCCAGCAUCUGAGAUGGAUAAUGCAGAAGGAUCUGUUGGGGCAAGAUAUCUUUCUCAUAGGACCUCCUGGGCCUCUUCGGCGCUCUGUUGCCAUGCAGUACUUGGAACUGACCAAACGAGAGGUGGAAUACAUUGCCCUGUCGAGAGACACCACUGAAACUGACCUCAAACAGCGCCGGGAGAUCCGAGCUGGCACGGCUUUUUACAUAGACCAGUGUGCUGUUCGCGCUGCCACAGAAGGCAGGACGCUGGUUUUGGAAGGCUUGGAAAAGGCAGAGAGAAACGUGCUUCCAGUAUUGAACAACUUGUUGGAGAACCGGGAGAUGCAGCUUGAAGAUGGGCGCUUCCUGAUGUCUGCGGAGCGCUACGACAAGCUUCUCCAAGAUCACACCAAAGAAGAGUUGGAUGCUUGGAAGAUUGUCCGAGUUAGUGAACAUUUCCGAGUGAUUGCCUUGGGCUUGCCAGUGCCCAGGUACCCUGGGAAUCCACUAGACCCCCCUCUGCGUUCUCGAUUUCAAGCCAGGGAUAUUUAUUUUCUACCCUUCAGAGACCAGCUAAACCUGUUAUAUUCAGUUGGAGCCAAUGUUUCUGCUGAGAAGGUUUCUCAGCUCUUGUCCUUUGCCAUAACUCUCUGCUCCCAAGAAUCCUCUGCACUUGGACUUCCAGACUUUCCUUUAGAUAGUUUGCCAGCAGCGGUUCAAAUCCUGGACUCCUUUCCUAUGAUGUCAAUUGAACAUGCAAUCCAGUUGAUGUAUCCGUACACUAUUUUACUAGGACACGAAGGGAAGAUGGCUGUGGAAGGUGUUUUAAAACGCUUUGAGCUCCAUGGUUCUGGAAACUCUAUGCUUCCUAAGGACAUCGUAAGAGUGGAGAGGAUGACUGACAGCCACGGCUCCCAAGCUCACGUGACAAUCCGAGUGGCCGGAAAAGAGGUGACCAUUAAGGUGCAAGCUGGGACUAGAGCUGUCAAUCAGCCUGUUGCAUCUGACCGUUUCAUUCAGACUCCAAGCCACAAGCAGUUGCUGGCUGAAAUGAUGCAGUCUCACAUGGUGAAGGAUAUAUGUUUAAUUGGAGGAAAGGGUUGUGGCAAAACCGUCAUUGCUAAGAACUUUGCUGAUAUCUUAGGAUACAACAUAGAACCCAUCAUGCUCUAUCAGGAUAUGACAGCACGUGACCUGCUACAGCAGCGGUACACACUCCCCAAUGGUGACACUGCCUGGAGAUCCUCACCCCUUGUGAAUGCUGCUCGAGAAGGCAAGCUGGUCCUGUUGGAUGGCAUUCACCGGGUCAACGCUGGCACGCUAGCUGUAUUGCAAAGACUAAUCCAUGACCGCGAGCUCAGUCUGUAUGAUGGAUCACGGCUGCUGAGGGAAGACAGGUACCUGAGCUUGAAGCAGGGACUACAGCUAACAGAUGAGCAACUGCAGGACAGAUCCAUUUUCCCUAUCCACCCCUCCUUCAGAAUCAUCGCUCUGGCAGAGCCCCCCGUUGUUGGAAGCGCCACGCAGCAGUGGCUGGGACCGGAAUUCUUAACUAUGUUCUUUUUCCAUCGCAUGAAGCCGCUUGUGAAAACUGAAGAAAUCCAGGUGAUACAGGAAAUGGUCCCAAAUGUACCUCAGGACGCUUUGGAGAAACUGCUGUCAGUCACACACAAACUCAGGGAGACCCAGGAUCCGACAGCACAGUCCCUGGCAGCAUCACUUUCCACCCGGCAGCUGCUGCGGAUUGCUCGACGGCUGUCGCAGUACCCCAACGAAAAUCUUCAUGAUGCCAUUACGAAAGCCUGCCUUUCCAGGUUCUUACCGAGCCUCGCUAGGUCAGCGCUGGAGAAGAACCUGGCAGACGCUGCGAUAGACAUAAGCCCUGGCGACAGCCUGGAGCCGGAGCUGGAGAGCUACAAGUGUGAGAUAGUGUCCGGCUCUCUGAGGAUCGGCGCCGUCAUCGCCCCAGUGUACAAUGCCCAGGAGAAGAUGAAAGUGCCCGACGUUCUCUUCUAUGACAACGUUCAGCACAUGGUAGUGAUGGAAGACAUGCUCAAGGACUUCCUCCUUGGAGAACACUUACUAUUGGUCGGGAACCAGGGUGUAGGAAAAAACAAGAUCAUGGACCGGUUCCUUCACCUGCUCAACAGACCCCGAGAAUACAUCCAGCUGCACAGGGACACCACGGUACAGACGCUGACCCUGCAGCCCUCAGUAAAAGAUGGACUGAUUGUGUAUGAAGACUCACCUCUGGUUAAAGCGGUAAAGAUGGGUCAUAUUCUGGUAGUAGAUGAGGCAGACAAAGCACCAACAAAUGUCACCUGUAUUUUGAAAACUCUGGUAGAAAAUGGAGAAAUGAUUCUAGCAGAUGGAAGGCGCAUUGUUGCACAUGCUGCUAAUGUGGAUGGAAGAGAAAACGUUAUCGUGAUUCAUCCUGACUUUAGGAUGGUAGUUCUGGCCAACAGGCCUGGCUUCCCUUUCUUGGGCAAUGAUUUCUUUGGCACUUUAGGUGACAUCUUUAGCUGUCAUGCCAUUGAUAACCCCAAACCCCAUUCAGAGCUUGAGAUGCUCAAACAGUAUGGCCCAAAUGUGCCUGAACCCAUCCUUCAGAAGCUUGUGGCGGCUUUUGGAGAGCUGAGGAGCUUGGCUGACCAAGGGAUUAUUAACUAUCCUUAUUCUACCAGAGAAGUUGUCAACAUUGUCAAACACUUACAGAAAUUUCCCAACGAAGGGCUCUCCAGUGUGGUUCGAAAUGUGUUUGACUUUGACUCUUACAACAGCGACAUGCGGGAAAUUUUGACGAACACCAUGCACAAAUAUGGGAUCCCAAUUGGAGCAAAACCUACCAAUGUGCAUCUGGCAAAGGAGUUGCCUCUCCCAGAGCAGACGUUCAUGGGCUACUGGAUAACCGGUCAGGCAGGAAAUGGGAUGCCAAAGAUCUUGUGUCCAGUUGAAACGUCUCAUAUCGACGUAAAGGGUCCGGUGCUUGCAAACAUAGAAGAGUACCCAAUAGAAAGGCAUGAAGCGAGAUUCCUAAACUUCACCGAAGAGUAUACCUCAUGGAGGUUUCCACUGGAUGAAGUUAAUUUAAUCUGCGACGUUGCAGUAUCACACGAAAAUGGGGAGCACACCCUGUAUGUAGCUGCAUGCAAUCCCAUUUCCUUAUACUUUAUGAAUUUAACUGGAAAAAGUGGCUUCUUGGUGGACUUCUUUGACAUCUUCCCAAGAAUGAUCAGUGGAUCCUGGAGACCAUUUGUGACAAUAGCACCGCUGGGAAGUCCACUCCGGGGUCAAGUUGUCCUGCAUGAGGAGCAGAGUAACGUCAUCCUCUUGUUAGACACCGCUAGCCGUGCUGUUCGCCAUCUCAUCCUUCCUGUAGAAGAGUCUGUAUCUAAGAAAUCUUCCUGGUGGAACAAGGAAGGCGGUGAGACUUACAGAAUGUGUAAAGAAUUUUCACACAAAAACUGGCUAGUAUUCUACAAACAAACAGGGGAUACGUUGAUUGUCCUGGAUGUCUUGGAAGGACGAACUCACACCAUCUCUCUUCCCAUCAACCUCAAGACAGUUUUCCUUGUAGCAGAGGACAAAUGGCUUCUUGUGGAGAACAAAACAAAUCAGAAAUACCUUUUGACUAAGCCUGCACACAUUGGUUCUGAGGACAUUGGGGCUUGCCAGUUGUAUAUGUUGAAAGAAGAGCUGCCCAGCACAGGAUUUGGGGUCACACAAGAAACAGAAUUCUGCAUACCUCAUAAAGUCUCGAGUGAGCAGCUGUCGUCUGAAAACCUUAGUUCAGCUGUGGGUCAGAAGAUCGCCUCUCCUAACCGUAUUCUCUCGGAUGAAAACAGCUAUGCUACUGUAGUUGUUGGCUUCCCGGAUCUCAUGUCACCAAGUGAAGUUUAUUCAUGGAAGAGGGCUUCAUCUUUGGAAAAGCGCAAUGUCACCAACACAGGAAUCUAUGGAGGGAAACGAACAAACGUUACCCCAAGGCACAGGAACUGUGUGACUCUCACGCACACUAACCAGGUGGUCAGGAUCCUGCCUGCCGGAGAAGUCCCUCUGAAAGACAUCUUCCCGAAGGGUGUUACCCCCCCACAGACAGCUGGCUACAUAGAGGUUACUGAUCUUCAAGCAAAGAAACUCCGAUACAUCCCUGUCCCCAGUGCAGAGUCCCUCUCGCCGUACACCGCGUGGAUAUCUGCUGUUUCGGACACAGAUGCUCUACUGGCUGAGUGGGACAAAAGCGGCAUCGUGACUGUUGAUAUGGGAGGGCGUGUCAGGCUUUGGGAAACCGGACUUGAACGGCUGCAGCAAUCGCUCAUGGAAUGGAGAAACAUGAUUGGACAAGACAGUGACAGACCUCUGCAGAUAACAAUCGAAAGAGACAGUAAUGAAGAUGUGAGUGACCCUAAACAUGGCAAGGAGGACCCAGACAACAUGCCCCACGUGGGUGGCAAUACCUGGGCUGGUGGAACAGGGGGAAGAGACACUGCAGGUCUUGGUGGCAAAGGGGGUCCUUAUCGCUUGGAUGCGGGCCACCCAGUGUAUCAGGUUUCUGAGGCAGAAAAGGAUGCUGUUCCUGAGCAUGUCAAGAGAGCUGCAAGAAAGAUGGCCCAGAAAGCAUUUCAGCAGAGGCUAAAGGAGAUCCAGAUGAGCGAGUAUGACGCCGCCACCUAUGAGAGGUUUUCUGGCGCGGUCCAGCGGCAGGUGCACGCUCUCCGAGUCAUCCUGGAUAACUUACAGGCCAAAGGUAAAGAAAGACAGUGGCUAAGACACCAAGCUACUGGGGAACUAGACGAUGCCAAGAUCAUUGAUGGGCUGGCUGGAGAAAAAGCCAUCUACAAACGUCGGGGUGAUCUGGAACCUCAACUGGGUAGCCCACAGCAGAAACCCAAGCGCCUGCGCCUGGUGGUGGACGUUUCGGGCAGUAUGUACCGCUUCAACGGGGUGGAUCGCCGGCUGGAGCGCUCCAUGGAGGCCGUGUGCAUGGUCAUGGAAGCCUUCGAGAACUAUGAGGAGAAGUUCAAGUACGACAUCGCUGGACACUCGGGAGAUGGCUACAACAUUCGCCUUGUUUCAGCUAACAAAAUCCCCAAGGAUAACAAGCAGAGACUAGAAAUCCUGAAGACCAUGCACGCCCACUCACAGUUCUGCAUGAGCGGGGACCACACCCUGGAGGGGACAGAGCACGCCAUCAAGGACAUUACCAAAGAAGAAGCCGAUGAAUACUUUGUUAUCAUCUUAAGCGAUGCCAAUCUGUCGCGAUAUGGAAUAAAUCCUGCCCGGUUUGCACAGAUCCUAACAAGUGACCCUCAAGUUAAUGCCUUUGCCAUUUUUAUUGGCUCCUUAGGGGACCAAGCAGCCAGAGGGCCUGCCUCCGCGCCUGCCUCCGCGAUGCUGUGCUCUGCGGUACAGACCCUCAUAAGCCAGGGAGGGUCCAGCCCCACGGCUGCUGUCGUGUCCACAGCUCCAGAGAACUCUGCCAGCUGGCCGGUCUUUUGUCGCUAUGGACACCCAGAAGAUCCCUCAGAUUUUACAACAGAUCUUCACCUCCACCAUGCUGUCCAGUAUCUAAGAAGCACCCUUCACCACCCAGGAUUGGAAGCCAGACGGAAGGAAGUAGAGAGAACUCUGGAAAGACAGCGGCCAUGCCAGUCUGGGCCGUGGCAGGACCUGCUGUCCAGCAGUGAGUGGACUGCUAAAUGGAAACGCACUCUGGAAGGGUUUAGGUCUGCAGAGAAAAUGGGUUGACCUGCAUUUCUUAAAAGGUCAGGGUUGAAGGAAGUAGGUGCAGGAACUACGGGGCUUGGUCUAGUUCCAAACCCAAAGGAUAAAAAAAUACCCACUUUUGCCUUAAUACGUCAUCCGUUGCCAGUUGCCAUCCCAUAGCCAAGCCCUUAAGGCCAUAGCUGACACUAAGGACUAAGUUUCCAAAAGUCUGCAAACCCCACCCAACAUGUUCCUGUCUAGAAUUAUUUUUGCUUUCUCUCCACUGUGUAUUGCCCAGCAAAUAACAAUUUUGCAGCCUUUAACCCACUGAAAAGCAUUUGGGCAAUAGUACUUUAUGAGAUGUUGGAUUCUCUCAAAAAUCCUCUUCUCUUAACUGAAAGGAACCAAAAGAUCCUCAGGGUGCCUGCUGUCCCCCAUGGCUUCUGAAUGGCUCUUCAGAUAAUAGAGAGCCAGUAUCCUAUCCUCUCUCAAGGAUAAAAAUACCCGGCCCUGAGUUCCCUGAAUCCUGCCUUUAGCGCUUUUCCAGAGUCCCACAGUGGAGAACACUUUGCUGUCCAAAUUGCAGCGAUGAAAGUAGCAAAUGCUUAUGAGAGAGAUUAUGUCUGACAGAUUACACAAAGUUAAAAGGAAUACGUUUGGCUGAUAUUCGCUGGAGAUUUCUUUAGGUUUAACUAAAGAAAAACAUACUUUUCUUUUCAACUAAAUUUUCUUUCCAAGUGUACCUACUCACAUUUUUUAGAAACACAUGUUCCAACAAGAUGGCUCUCACAAGCCGUCUAAUAAAAUGCUCUUCGCAGCUGGCCAUGACGUCAGAAGUGCUGGGAGCGUCUGAUGUGUGUGCUUACUUACUGUAAGCUAGAAAAACUAACCUCAUUGAUGAUGUUACCCUAGUCAUGUGCACUGUCAUUGUACGGGCCUGCAAAUUCAUUUUGCUUAACUAUAGGGCAAAAGAAAUGUCACCCAAUUGUAACGCCCCAUCUCCUGUUCAUCAGUUGUCACAGAAAUAAAAAGCAGUCGAUUCCCAA